Messenger RNA from Blepharisma stoltei, 711 nucleotides. The record is from the annotation of a GenBank genome assembly. Lineage: Eukaryota; Ciliophora; Heterotrichea; Heterotrichida; Blepharismidae.
AUGAAAAGUUUAGCAUUCAACAAAUUUUCGAAUUUAUGGUGGGUUAUGUUUCAAGGCUUUCAGCUGGCUACUAUCGGAAUCAUAGCUUGGGCUCUCUGGUCGGACAACUGGGUAAAGCUUAAUGUCUCUGGUGUAUAUGGGGACUUGAAAUGGACAGGGUCUUUGACCAAAGUUCAUAAAGGUUUGAGGGCUUUGCAAGGCAGCUCAUACUAUGAAAUGUUCACAGCUUUCUGUAGCACCACUGAAAAGUCUCAAGACGUGCCUGAUGAAGAAUCGACGUGGUGCGAAAUGUUUGCACAACUCUGGAUCAGCGAACUGAUUUAUAUAGUUUUAGGAGUAAUCACAGUCUGCGCAAUUGUCAUAUGGAUUAUUUCACUGAGAUCUGCAUUAAAAACUAACAAAAUCAAGCCAGUCCCAGCGUUUUGGUUUGCACAAGUUGCGUGGAUUUCUCAUGAAAUCGCAUUUAUAAGCUGGAUGGUUUUAGCCAAAGCAAAUUUUAGUGGUGACUGUACAAGUGAAAGUGACGAUGACUCGCCGCCUAAGCUUUGUGCUCUUACUGGGCCAAUCCUUGGCUUAAUUUUAGCAAUUAUUUUGCCAAUCAUGGCAUUAUCGUAUUCCUUAUUAAUACGAUAUUUGCCAAAACCUAUUGAAGCUGAGCAUGUAGUUCAAAAAGAAUCAGAAGGGGCUUUAAAAGAAACUCCUAUAAAAUAA